Molecule: messenger RNA, 1389 nt
Organism: Besnoitia besnoiti
Lineage: Eukaryota; Apicomplexa; Conoidasida; Eucoccidiorida; Sarcocystidae
Product: pyruvate dehydrogenase complex subunit PD-HE1Beta
Exons: 5
Coding region: 1-1389 (462 amino acids)
Biological process (GO): pyruvate decarboxylation to acetyl-CoA
Molecular function (GO): pyruvate dehydrogenase (acetyl-transferring) activity
Source: RefSeq, a predicted model, not a curated record
AUGGCGAAGGUCCUCGCGCUGUUCGCUCUCAGUCUUCCCCUGUGGGGCUGGGUGUUUCUUUGUGUCUCCGAGUGUGGGGUGCAAGCCCGUCACCUGUCUCCGUCCGGCUCCCUGUCCUCUUUAGCAGCCUCCACACUGCACGCGCUUCCGCGGCGCGCGGCUUCGGCCGCCUCGAGCCACGUCUCCACGGCCUUCCUCAGCGCACCUACCGGGAAUGCUUUGAACCUCUCGUCGCCUAAGCCCCCGUUCUCCUCUCCGGCGUCGCCUGCGCCCGCGAUCGCAAGCGCCGUCGCUGCGUCUCAGUCCCCCACGCCGGCUGUCGCGAUUCCCGAAGCUGUGGUGGAUGGCGAGCUCGUGAACGGGAAAAGCGUGCGCGACUGGAAAGUUGAGCGCUCGCUCUACCAGGCGCUGCACAUGGCUCUUGCCGAGGAGAUGGACCGAGACCGGAGCGUCUGCGUGAUGGGCGAAGACGUCGGUCACUACGGGGGCUCGUACAAGGUGACGCGUGAGCUGCAUGCGCGUUUUGGGAAUUUCCGUUGCAUGGACACGCCGAUUUGCGAAAACACGUUCACGGGCAUGGCGGUCGGCGCCGCGAUGAACGGCUUGCGACCAGUCGUCGAGGGCAUGAACAUGGGCUUUCUUCUGCUCGCCUUCAACCAGAUCUCUAACAACGCCGGCAUGGUUCGCUACACGAGUGGAGGCGCCUUCGACGUCCCCAUCGUCAUCCGCGGGCCCGGAGGCGUCGGAAAGCAACUUGGCCCUGAGCACUCGCAGCGCAUCGAGGCGUACCUGAUGGCAGUUCCUGGGCUGAAGAUCGUCGCGUGUUCGACGCCUUACAACGCGCGGGGCUUGCUCAAGUCGGCGAUUCGCGAGAAUAAUCCGGUGGUGUUUUUCGAGCACGUGUUGACCUACAACAUCAAGGAGGAGAUUCCGCUGCUGCCAUAUACGCUGCCGCUGGACAAGGCGGAAGUCCCGCGCGAAGGUAAAGACGUCACCGUGCUCGCCUACGGCAAACUGCGGCACGUUGCGCUGGAGGCCGCCGAGCAGCUCGCGGGCCUCGGGCUCAGCGCCGAAGUCGUGGACCUGAUCUCGCUUAAGCCUCUCGACAUGGCCACGAUCCAGAGCAGCAUCCGGAAGACUGGACGCUGCAUCAUUCUUGACGAAAGCAGCCGCACCGGAGGCAUCGGCGGCGAAAUCUUUGCACAGGUCAUGGAGAACUGUGCCGACGACCUGCUGGAGGUGCCUGUAAGGCUCGCGACGAAAGACAUUCCCACUCCAUACGCAGCGAAGCUGGAAGAGGCGACGAUCGUCACGCCGGAGGACGUUGUGAACUCUGCGCUCUGGCUAGUGUCGAAGCGAGGGCCUUCGGCGCAGCAAGCGUCGCCUUGA